Rhipicephalus sanguineus (brown dog tick) is the source of this 1704-nucleotide messenger RNA. RefSeq lists its product as uncharacterized. NCBI's taxonomy places the organism in Eukaryota, Metazoa, Arthropoda, Arachnida, Ixodida, Ixodidae. The transcript is spliced from 9 exons. Bases 1 to 1704 code for a protein of 567 amino acids. The record is from RefSeq and is a predicted model, not a curated record.
AUGCUCCGUCCAGUGUAUGUGAGCUUGCAGCGCACCAUCCGGCAUUGCACCGCCAAUGCGGUCUCCAAGAAUGCAGUCGGGUUGUGCUGGAUGAAAGUUCGGUACACGGAGUUCGAGUUGAGCAUCGCGCUUUUCGACUUGGAGUGCGAAGACUGGCCUGGCAAGUGCGACAACGACGGCACGCCAGCGGAGUCGACGUCGGCGGCGUCCUCCACAACUACGACGGGCGAGCCGCCUUCGACGGCAACAAGCUCACACAGCAGCAGAGAUGGCGAUUCUUCGAAACGAUCGCGUAGCAGCUCGCCGAUGCACAGGAAGGAACACUACGAGGAACCAGAAGUUUUCCUCACAGCGGCACCAGAACCGACAUCGCAGCGAUCACCGAUGACCACAGAGGAGAUAACUACCGGCGAUAUUAGCGAAAGUACCACAGGUGGAGGGCAAUCGACGUUUCCACCACCUCCUCCGACGCCCCCCCGCACACCGCCUCCUGCAACUGUGCCACCACCUGUUCCUCCUUCGCAUCCUCCACCUCUACCGCCUCCUCGGACUCCCCGGCCCACACUGCCUCCUGCGACCACGCCACCACCUGUCCCAACUCCGCCUCCUCGAACUCCCCGACCCACACUGCCUCCUGCGACCACGCCACCACCGCUUCCACCUCCGCCUACUCGGACUCCCCGGCCCACACUGCCUCCUGCGACCACGCCACCACCGCUUCCACCUCCGCCUACUCGGACUCCCCGGCCCACACUGCCUCCUGCGACCACGCCACCACCGGUUCCACCUCCGCCACCUCCGCCUACUCGGACUCCCCGGCCCACACUGCCCCCUGCACCCACGCCAACGCCUGUUCCACCUCCGCCUCCACCUCCGCCUCCACCUCCGCCUCCGCCUCCGCCUCCUCCCUCGCCUACUCGGACUCCCCGACCCACACUGCCUCCUUCGACCACGCCACCACCUGUACGUCCGACGCCUCCUCCUACUCCUCCGCCCUCACCACCCCCUACGCCUAUACCACCUCCACCUCCUACGCCCCCUGCGACUACACCGCCUCCUCUCACUGUGCCACCACCUGUUCCUCCUCCGCCUCCUCCGCCACCUGCGCCUACAUCGCCUCCUGUGACUACGCCACCUACUGCGACUACGCCGCCUUCUACUGUGUCAACUACUAAGGCUACAACACCUACCCCUCGUCCUUCUAAUAUUCCCGGACUACAAGAGAUCACUUUCGACGCCUGCGACUACGCCUUCAUCUCAUUCUAUGUGCGCGGCGGCGACACGUUCACUGACGACAGCAACGCAAUCACCAAGGAUUUGAUCAACGCGGCGAGCACGUCGACGAGGACGUCUUUCGCUAUCAGCGUUCCCAACGCGAAUCGCUCUACUGUCAUGACUGAUAUCACCAGCAGUGCUGGCAAAGCCAAGAUCAAGGACUACUGGACGUCAAAGAAAAUCUAUCACUACGCCGUCUUCGACAUCGGCGUCAAGGAAGGCGAGAAGAGCGAGGAAAGAACGAUCAUCGGAGAAGCGUUCAACCUACUGAAGGGACUACAGCGCGCGAUGCUGUACGUCAUCGCUAAGAGCGCUCUACCCGCCACAACAGAGCGUCACACGAUGACGGAACAGCAGGUGAUACGUGGCAGACGCUCACACAUCACCAACUUAGACAACUUCCAGCGAAGACUCCGCAUGGAGUUUUAA